UUUGUGUGUGUGUUGUCGGGGCCUCCGGCUGCAUAGUCCACAUUUCCCAGGCGCAUCAUCAGAGCUGACGUGGGCUCUACGUGUGCAGUGAGUCGGGCUUCCUCUGCACCCGUAACGAGUGACGAGACUCUACGUAAAACUCGGGCCGAUCUCCAUGGAAACUGCAACCGUAGCGCAACAGGAAGCCAAUGCAACUGAGAAAGUAACAAGUGAGGUCAGUGAGGGUGUGUCUGUGGCGUCAUUACCUGAUGGACAGACACUACAGGUGCAGGAAGUCAUUCAGACCACACAGCCCUCUGUUAUCCAGUCGCCUCAGAUACAAACUGUGCAGGUAGCUGUUGAUACUGGUGGAUCAGGUUCAAACCCAUCAGAUCCUCAGAAGAGAAGGGAGAUUCUGUCCAGACGACCGUCUUACAGGAAGAUUUUUAAUGAGUUGUCAUCAGAUGUACGUGCUGUGCCAAAGAUAGAGGAAGAGGAGAAAGUGGAGGAAGAAACCCUGGCCACCUCCAGUGUUGCUACGGUGAUAGCACCAUCUUCAAUCUACCAGACCAGCUCCGGGCAAUACUUUGCAAUCACUCAGGGUGGAGCGAUACAGCUGGCCGGCCCUGGAGGAGAGGCCCUGCAGGGGGUUCAGGCUCUGACUCUUCCCAGCUCCACCGCACCGCAGUCUGGGGCCACUAUCCUGCAGUACGGCUCCCAGCCUGGAGACCCCAGCCAGCAGCUACUGCUGACCUCUGGACAGGUGCUCGUUCAGGCUGCCACAGGAGACAUGCCAGCAUAUCAGAUCCGCUCCCCGUCGUCAGGGUUACAACCAGGCAUUGUUAUGGCAUCAUCACCAGGGGCAAUGCAUAUCCCACAGCAGAACGCAGAGGAGGCCACACGCAAGAGAGAAGUCCGCCUCAUGAAGAACAGGGAGGCGGCACGCGAGUGUCGCAAAAAGAAAAAAGAAUACGUGAAGUGCUUGGAGAAUCGUGUCGCUGUGCUGGAAAACCAGAACAAGACUCUCAUAGAGGAGCUUAAAGCUCUCAAAGACAUCUACUGCCACAAACAAGAAUAACCCUCACAAACACUGCGCAAGGACUGUGUGAUUUACACACUACCUGUCUCUUCUCUUCUUCUGUUGCAUCGCCUGGAUUUGAGCGUUUUUGUUCAUUUGUUUGGCCAAAUGUUUUUUAUAAGAAGUUGCUAAUGUUGCUUUGAGGAUGCUCCUCUCUCUCUCUCACACACACACACACACACAAACACACACACACACACACACACACACACACACACACACACACACACACACAAAGUAUUUCAGUUGUUUCUCUGUGUUAAAAGAAAUGGAACUCUUCAUUGAUUAUGUGGAAAAAUGUUUUUUCCUUUUUUUAGGUUGAAAUCAGAACAAGCAAAGUAAAUGGAAUAAGCAGCCAUGUAACACACUGCACACAUAAGCAGCAUGUUUAGCAUUUUUGGCACUAAGCUAAUUUUUGAUAUGCACAUAAUUUAGCAGUAAAUAUGGGGAAAAUACACUUUCUAUUCAGUAAAUCUGACUGAAUCCAGGCAAAUUAAACCAUUUAUAGCUACACAUUACAUUUUAGAUGUAAAUUGGGGCCUUUUCUUCAUGUAUAUUAUAUUUCAAUCAGGUUUGUACAUUUUAAUAUGAAUUUUAUAGUUUGUGGCUAAUAAAGAAAAUACUUAAAUGAAGUACCCCAGAAAUCACUAUAUUUUUAGUAUCGAGUCACAACUUCAAUUAAAGCUGUUUAUGUGUGCAGUGUGAAAUGCAGAAUUGUUAAAACACAACAUUUUCCAUUGAUUUUUUUUAUGUAGGUGAAAUUAUGUGCAUUAGAUUGAACUGUUUGUAACAACCUAACAGUGACCUAAAACUUCACCAAGAAACGGGACAUAAUGUUGACGAUUACAUAAUGUUGAUGUAAGGGAUAGUUCACCUAAAAAUGUACACUUUGUAUGCUAUUUGCAUUUCUUUCUUCUGUGGUGCACAAAAGAUUUUAAAAAGUGUCUCGUUGUUUUUUUGACCAUACAGUGCAAGACAGUGGAGGGCAGUGUUGUUUUGGUCCUCACUGUCUUAUAUUGUGAAGACAAAACCAGUUUUUCAAAAUAUCUUUUGUAUUCUACAUGAGGGUGAGUAAAUGAUGAGAAUGUUAAUUUUUGGGUGAACUGUCCCUUUAAGACUACUCCUAACUCCCUUUAUUAUUAUUACAGAUUUAUUCAUUUAGUACUCUUUUAUUCAAUCUGUAAACUAAGCACACCUCUGUUAAUUGCCUCAAUUGGCUGUAAAAUGAAGUUUUCAACAUUAAUAUUUUGUUAAAAUAUGUUUUAUAUCAAUAUUCAGAGACAAACUAUAAAUAAGCCAUUUGAGGGUUGAUUGCUCUGUUUGUUUGAGAAUCCCAAUAUAGCAACACUGCCUCAACCAAUGGAGUUAUUUUGAGGCGGAGCUAUCUGUUAGUUGAUGGGGGAGUGCUCUGGAAACCUGUUUGAAAAGGUUUUUUUUUUUUUGCAAAUCCAUUUUUGGAAGCUAGAGGCAGAGCAAUUACUUUUGAGCUUUAAUGUUUUGUUUAUUUGUGCUCUAAUUCAUAUAAGAUGAGGAACAGUACAUUACUUUUGCAUGAACAAAGGAAAAUGUUGUAACAUGAUAAACUGUGAACAUGUUACUUAGGUGAAUGUCACAAAUGUUGCUUUUGAUGUAAUGCAUAUUAUUUUAAAUCUCCGCAAUUUGUCUUUGUUUAUAAUAGUAGAAGAAAAUUAUGAAAGAAAGGAGGCUUUUGUGAGUAAUUAGAGUGCAGAUAUGCUAAAUUAGACAAGUGGCAUUAACUGAACAGAAUUCCUCAUAUUUCAGCUGUUUAGAUGCCGGUGUGCAUUUGUGACUUCUGUUUCUCAGACUGUGCUUGUCAUCAUGGCUUUAUCUACACUUACAACCAAUCGGCUUUAUGUUUCAGUGAUGAUGUACUAUUCUGUGUAGUCUGGGCAGAAAAUGGAUUUGGUUUAAUAUUUAAAGAGCUUAUGGUUUCAAUUAAUUUCUAUUAGAUUGAAGUUAAUAUAACAGCCCUGCCCUUCUUUAACACUGUACAGAGUGCUGACAUCUAUUUUUAAUAAAAUAUUUUUGUAAAUGUA
Cyprinus carpio (common carp) is the source of this 3114-nucleotide messenger RNA. RefSeq names its product cAMP-responsive element modulator-like. Gene Ontology annotation, biological process: regulation of transcription by RNA polymerase II. NCBI's taxonomy places the organism in Eukaryota, Metazoa, Chordata, Actinopteri, Cypriniformes, Cyprinidae. The record is from RefSeq and is a predicted model, not a curated record. Gene Ontology annotation, molecular function: DNA-binding transcription factor activity, RNA polymerase II-specific; RNA polymerase II cis-regulatory region sequence-specific DNA binding; protein binding. Gene Ontology annotation, cellular component: nucleus; ATF4-CREB1 transcription factor complex.